Molecule: messenger RNA, 1697 nt
Organism: Fragaria vesca subsp. vesca
Lineage: Eukaryota; Viridiplantae; Streptophyta; Magnoliopsida; Rosales; Rosaceae
Product: ubiquinone biosynthesis monooxygenase COQ6-like
Exons: 10
Coding region: 20-1549 (509 amino acids)
Biological process (GO): carotene biosynthetic process; ubiquinone biosynthetic process; xanthophyll biosynthetic process
Cellular component (GO): mitochondrion
Molecular function (GO): 2-octaprenyl-6-methoxyphenol hydroxylase activity; FAD binding; oxidoreductase activity, acting on paired donors, with incorporation or reduction of molecular oxygen, NAD(P)H as one donor, and incorporation of one atom of oxygen
Source: RefSeq, a predicted model, not a curated record
GAGCUCCAGCGAUUCCAAAAUGAACAGCUUGAUCAGAAGAAAGCUCGUCGAAAAUGGAUACAGAUUGAAAGUUCCACACAAGGGUUUCUGUACUGGUGCAGCUGCUAGAGUUUCCAGCUCCAAUGGUGCCCCACCAAGCAAUGAUCAUGUGGGGCAGCAGAAAUCUUCAGAUAGAGGCGAACCGUAUGACGUUGCUAUUGUUGGAGGUGGCAUGGUUGGGAUGGCCUUCGCUUGUUCUUUGGCAAGAAUGCCGAUGACAAAGCACUUGAAAGUUGCCAUCAUUGAUAGCAAUCCUGCAUUAUCUAGCGGACUCUCAAUCAAGAAAGAAGACCCCCCUGAUGCAAGGGUCAGUACAGUAACACCUGCAACUAUAUCUCUCUUCAAAGAUAUUGGCGCUUGGAAAUAUGUUGAACAGCAUCGACAUGCAUAUUUUGAUCAAAUGCAGGUUUGGGACUAUACUGGCUUAGGAUAUACGAGAUACGAUGCAAGAGAUGUACAUAAAGAAUAUCUGGGGUGUGUAGUGGAGAAUAAAGUGCUGCAGAGUUCUCUUUUGUCAUGCAUGCAGGAUACAGAUUUCCAGAAGACUAUUUACCCUUCCAUAUUGUCCUCAAUGGCUUUAAAUCCAAGCAUUCUAUCUAUGGGGGUGAAAAGCACAUCAUCUGGGUUGAAUGAGCGAGGAAAUUUAGCAAAACUGGAUCUAAGUGAUGGCAAUAGUCUAUAUGCAAAGUUGGUGGUUGGAGCUGAUGGGUCCAAGUCACGUGUUAGGGAGUUAGCAGGAUUCAAAACGACUGGUUGGAAAUACUCACAGAAUGCAAUCAUUUGCACUGUAGAGCAUACUGCAGAAAAUCGAAGUGCAUGGCAAAGAUUCCUACCUACCGGACCAAUUGCACUUUUGCCCAUUGGUGAUAAUUUCAGUAACAUUGUUUGGACUAUGAACCCACAAGAAGCAACUGACCGUAAAUUAAUGGUCGAGGAUGAUUUUGUGAAAAACGUAAAUUAUGCUCUUGAUUAUGGAUUUGGCCCUCAUCCUAAGUCGAGCAACUUUGGAAGUGGAGGAAUAUUUUCUUGGUUUAAGACAGACACAACUAUUUCUGCUAAUGAGUGCUUCAAAGUUCCACUGAAAGUGGUGAAGUUGGCAUCUGAAAGAAUGGUGUUUCCCUUGUCUUUGAUGCAUGCCAAUAACUAUGCGUCAAAGCAUGUGGUUCUAAUUGGCGAUGCAGCACACACUGUUCACCCUUUGGCUGGGCAAGGAGUUAAUCUGGGUUUUGGUGAUGCAUUUGCUCUUUCAAGAAUAAUUUCUGAGGGCAUUGCAGUGGGAACAGAUAUUGCUGAGGUCAAUUUGUUAAAGAGAUAUGAAGCAGAGAGGAAAACGGCUAAUGUUACAAUGAUGGCAAUCCUAGAUGGUUUCCAAAGGGCUUACUCAGUUGAUUUUGGACCUUUAAAUGUUCUACGUGCUGCUGCAUUCCACGGAGCACAGUACAUUCCACCUCUUAAAAGGAGUAUAAUCUCAUAUGCAUCAGGGGACCAGAGAUUGCCAAUAUUCUCUUGAGACUACUGUAAAUAUUUUGAGGUAUUUUCCUUAUCUCAUCUUGUAAAAGAACAACUGACCUGUUUUAGUUUUUUCAGAACAAAAGAAAAACUGACCUGUUUUGGCAUUGAAAAUAAACAAUAAGUUUCACCGACUUGUUUUAAUUCCA